AUGCGAGGGUUGUACCGUAUUUACGGCAUAACAUUCGGAAGGCUAAUUCUGAUUGGUCAACCAUUGGGGCACAUAUGUAUUGCGGUUCUCCGAUACUUUUGUAAAAUUAAUAACCAUGUAAUUUAGAUUUUGUAUUUGAGUCCAUAUUUUUUUUAUUUUUUAAUCUUAUUAUUUAUUUUUUAUGUUUUUAUAGAAAUUUUAGUCUUUUUCUUAUAAAAGGAAAUUACUAUGAUUAUAUAAAAUAUAUUAUAGUUAAUUUUAAUUAAAUUAAUAUGUAAAAAUAUAUAAUAAUUAUUUUUUUAUAUAUUUUUAAAAAUAGAAUAAUUUUAGAUAAAAAACUUAUUGCUAAUAAAUUUUUUAUUUAAUUGUUAAACAUUUAAAAUUUUAUUAGUUUAUUUUCUAUUUAUAAAAUAAAAUUAAUUAAAAAUGGAACGGAUAAUAGAAUAAAAAAUAAUAAAGUCAUAAUGGCUUAAAGGAUUACAAUUAAAAGAUUACGAAGAAUUUAUCCAAAAUUCAUUCUAUUUAGAAAAAUGUAUUUAAUAAAAAAGCAAAUUAAAAGACAUUUAGUAAAUCUAGUUUUAAGAUAAAGAAAUAUCAAGAUUAGAAAUAAUGAGAUAUUCUAAAGAAUAUAUGCAUUAAAUGAAGUAUAUUCAAUAUUUUAAAUGCGAUAGCAUAAAUUUUGAUGAUUUAUUUAAAUAAUCAUUUGAAUUUGAAAAACAUGGAAAAACUUCAAGUUAAAUUUUAAGAAGACAUUGCUGUUUUGAAGUGAUCAUUUAAGAAUAUUAGAUUAGGAAAUAUUAAAAAACUUUAUUUAUUAUUGGAGAAAAACCACAUAUAAUAAGAAAGAAAAACUGGAAAAAUCUUCAAAAGAUUUAAUUUUGUCCUUUAUAAAUAUAGAAUUAGAUGCUAAUUAUGAAUAUAUAAAACCUAUUAUUUAAAUAAGUUUAAAAAAAAUGA
Molecule: messenger RNA, 957 nt
Organism: Ichthyophthirius multifiliis
Lineage: Eukaryota; Ciliophora; Oligohymenophorea; Hymenostomatida
Exons: 3
Source: RefSeq, a predicted model, not a curated record